AGAAUAUUUGCAAAAUUUACCAAGUUUUUCCUGGAACACGAAACUAUAUGCAUGCUGCUUGUCUGUCUGUCAAUUUCUUUGGCCAGUAAAUCAACAAGUUCUAUAUGGUCAUUCAUUUAGUUGUUAGUGUUCUGGCUGCUGUUAACUCUUGGAUUAACUUUGACAGAAGAAACCUAGGAUUAAACACAUUCCAACAUAAAAUGACUUGUAAAUCAACCAAGAAAAAGGAAAAGCCAACCAAAUUCACGCACAUGUUUCUUUGUAAGAUAUUCCAAGCAUGGAGAUCUGUGGUCCAGGAAGUACGGUUGAAUGUCAAGGAUGAAGUAGACAAUGUAGAAAUAUUGGUAAAUAAAUCCAAGUUUUCUACAGAGAAGGCACUGAUCCCUGGAGUAGUUGGUCUGAGGAACCUUGGAAAUACGUGUUACAUGAAUUCUAUUCUUCAGGUUUUGGGGCAUCUGGACAAGUUUCGUCACUUUUUUGUGAGUAUGCCCAUUAGGUCACUGACCUCUGUCCACUCAUGUUGUCACUCAUGCCCUCACAACCAGAUCACCACAAACAUUGGUCAAAGCUGUAACAGCACAAACAACUCUCGAAACCGGAAUACUGAGAGCUUGCAGAUGCUCUUCCUGUUGCAAGCCCUUCAUUGGUUUUUCAGCUCCCUUUGUGAAGAACUACGGUCUCUAUUCCAAGCUCUCUGGUCUGGCCAGUCAUCCGUUGUCAGCCCAAAUGCUUUACUCCAAGCUGUCUGGGAUUAUAUUCCAGCUUUCCAAGGUUAUUCACAACAAGACGCACAAGAGUUUUUGAGUGAACUUCUUGACAAAGUCCAAGCAGAGUUGCACCAUCUUGGUUAUAUCAACAGAUCUCAAGAUGUUGUCACAGAUACAUUCCAGGGGGAAUUGGUCAGUGAGAUAACAUGUUUGUCCUGCGAACAGAAGUUUCAAACCUAUGAACCAUUUAUGGAUUUAUCUCUUGAGUUUCCAUCUCGCUACCAGAGAAAGUCUCCGAACUGGAAGAUUGCCAGUAAUGUUUGUCAUAUAACAGAAAUGCUUUCCCAUUUCACAAAAUCAGAACGUCUGGAUGGCAGGAUAUAUGCUUGUGAUUCUUGUAAUGGUAAAAGACGAUCAAAUUCUUCAGCUAAAAUCUACACCAAAAUCAAAAAGCAAUUUUUAUUGAGCAAACUACCUCAUGUCUUGCGUCUUCACCUGAAACGGUUUAGAUGGUCGAAAGGUAACCACAGAGAGAAGAUAGCCACACACGUCUCAUUUGACAAGUUUUUGAACAUUCAACAGUUUUGUGCCAAAUCAAUGAGCAGCAUACAAUCCCAGCGUGUUUACCAACUCUCAGCCAUUAUCAUCCAUCAUGGUAAAGGUUUUGGGUCAGGCCAUUACACAGCUUUCUGUUGGAGCAAAGAGGCUGACUCUUGGAUACUCUGUAAUGACACAAAUGUGCAACAAGUUCCUAUGAAGGAGGUGUUCAAGUCCCAAGUGUACAUCUUAAUCUUCUCCCUACUAAAUCCUUCACAGGAGCUACCAAAUGACAUUAUCACUUCCACCUCCACCACUGCCAUCCCUGAUCUUGCAAAAACCUAUAUAGAAACUACAGACAGCAGCAGGUCAACAACAAGGGACUCUUUCACUCAUAUACCGACUACCUCGGAGAAGAAUACUGACCCCUUCGACCUGUCUCCUCCUCCUCCUCCUCCUCCUCCUCCCAAGACUGCAGUAAAGUCCUUCCCAACCAAAACGGUGGCCACUCAGCAACGCAAGAUUCCAUGUUUGUUAUAUUUUGAAAGCCCCUAUUACACAAGAAGCAAAAGCCGACGCAAGCGAAGAGUCUGUGUUUCUCAGACACUAAAUAUGGUAACAAAAAAGUUAACUACUCUAUCAUUCUCUGUGUUCUGUAACCCAUCUGAGACUGUUCCUGGUUCUAUAUUUCCUGUUUAA
This is a messenger RNA of Octopus bimaculoides (California two-spot octopus), 1943 nucleotides long. Its product is annotated as ubiquitin carboxyl-terminal hydrolase 44-like. The record is from RefSeq and is a predicted model, not a curated record. NCBI's taxonomy places the organism in Eukaryota, Metazoa, Mollusca, Cephalopoda, Octopoda, Octopodidae. Gene Ontology annotation, molecular function: cysteine-type deubiquitinase activity. Gene Ontology annotation, biological process: protein deubiquitination.